Arvicola amphibius (Eurasian water vole) is the source of this 1513-nucleotide messenger RNA. RefSeq names its product RAB4A, member RAS oncogene family (gene Rab4a). Gene Ontology annotation, molecular function: GTP binding; GTPase activity. NCBI's taxonomy places the organism in Eukaryota, Metazoa, Chordata, Mammalia, Rodentia, Cricetidae. The record is from RefSeq and is a predicted model, not a curated record. Gene Ontology annotation, biological process: Rab protein signal transduction; regulation of endocytosis. Gene Ontology annotation, cellular component: postsynaptic recycling endosome. The transcript has 8 exons. Bases 294 to 950 code for a protein of 218 amino acids.
CAUCCUCCUCUGCCUCCUCCUCCUAGUAGGAGCUCCUCACCAGUUCUCUCGCUCUCCCUCCUCCGGUUCCCCAGCCCGGCUCCUCCUUUCUCCUGCGACCCCGCCCCCCGGCCCCUCUACCCCCCGGCGGGUCUUUCGCGGGGCGGUGGUGCGCAGGCGCGGAGCCGAGUCCCGCUGGGCCGCAGCCGGUGGCCGGCUCGCUGUGGGCCUGUACCCGGCCCUCCACGCUCGGUUCUCCCUCGCUCUGCGGAGACUGGAGGACGGACCGGACCACGCAGAAGUGUGGCGGCAGGAUGGCGCAGACCGCCAUGUCCGAGACUUACGAUUUCUUGUUUAAAUUCUUGGUCAUCGGGAAUGCGGGAACCGGCAAAUCUUGCUUGCUUCAUCAGUUCAUUGAGAAAAAAUUCAAAGAUGACUCAAAUCAUACCAUAGGAGUGGAGUUUGGCUCAAAGAUCAUAAAUGUUGGUGGUAAAUAUGUAAAGCUACAGAUAUGGGACACAGCUGGACAGGAGCGAUUCAGGUCUGUGACAAGAAGCUACUACAGAGGUGCAGCUGGGGCUCUCCUCGUCUACGACAUCACCAGCCGAGAAACCUACAAUGCGCUUACUAAUUGGUUAACAGAUGCCAGAAUGCUGGCGAGUCAGAACAUUGUCAUCAUCCUCUGCGGGAACAAGAAGGACCUGGAUGCUGACCGUGAAGUCACCUUCCUUGAAGCCUCCAGGUUCGCACAAGAGAAUGAGCUGAUGUUCCUGGAAACGAGUGCACUGACUGGUGAGAACGUUGAAGAGGCGUUCAUGCAGUGUGCAAGGAAAAUACUUAACAAAAUCGAAUCAGGUGAGCUGGACCCAGAGAGAAUGGGCUCUGGUAUCCAGUAUGGAGACGCUGCCCUGAGACAGCUACGGUCACCACGGCGUACACAGGCCCCAAAUGCACAGGAGUGUGGCUGCUAGGCACACCAGCAACACAGGUUCCGUGGCGGUUUCUGGAGCACAACUGCGGGAGCCUGAAGAGUCUGGAGUCUUUACUGCCACCUUUUCUACUCCGCACAGAAGCAGAUCUUCAUGGGGGAAGCCGCAGUGCACACUGGCAGACAGGGCUCAGCAGCCACACUGCGAACUAACUCAGUGGACAGUACCUUUAGAUGCCACACAUAUGCAAAGAUCCCCGCCCCACGUCUACCCCUUCCUGUUCCAUGAAACCAAGCUUGUGCUGCACACAGCCUGGCCCGUUCCUCCAGCACAGAGCCAGUGUGACAAGAUAGAAUCCUGCACUCAAUGAAGCUUUUUUUUUCAACUCACAGGAAAUGCAGUUUGUGAAUAUGAGCGUGCUUUUUCUCAUCGUGUUGGUUACACACGACUCAGUAUCAAAGGACUCUGGCGCUAAGAGCCAGCACAUUUCUUAUUUAAUCCCUCUUGCCCUUUCUACACCGUGUCUGUGACCCACACCUGAAAUGCUAACCCUCAAGGACUCUCACUGUCAUCUGGAAAUAAAGUGGAACCGAGUCUCUCACGCA